Messenger RNA from Humulus lupulus (European hop), 2529 nucleotides. RefSeq lists its product as uncharacterized. The transcript is spliced from 12 exons. NCBI's taxonomy places the organism in Eukaryota, Viridiplantae, Streptophyta, Magnoliopsida, Rosales, Cannabaceae. The record is from RefSeq and is a predicted model, not a curated record. The coding region runs from base 990 to 2402 and encodes 470 amino acids.
CUUUGAAGAUUUUCAUACAAAAAUAUUCUCAAGAAAGAAAUAAAGAGCUCUUGCGUUUCCUGCGCCACCAUUGACGACUCUGAGCUUUUUUUUAGCAACACUAACAUUACUGCUCUUCAACUCUACUUUAUUGAAGCCACAGGCACAGAUGAAAAUGAUUGAUAUGUUGCUCCUUUAAAACUGUUUGUUCGUUGAGAAAUGUGUUCAAAAUGAAAGGACAUUUUUUUAUUCAUUGUUGUUGUGAUGAUUUUAGGGAACCGCAUAUUUUGGAUACCCUUUUGGUUGAUGUCAGUAUUGUAGUUGGUAACUGAUUAUUUGAAAUGAAAAAUCAUUUUUGGAUUUGGGUUGAAAUUUUUUAUGGUAAACACUGAAUUUGAUCGAUCACGUGAAGGACAUCAAGACAAACAGGAGCUACGAAGAUAAAAAAGAAACGCAAGCACCUUAAAUGGACAUGGACAUCAAGGUUGCUUGGCACAAGGAUAUGAUUGAACAGAUAGGAAGGGAUAUAUAUUUUGAUCUUGUAAAUCAUGACAAAGUUCUUAAUUUUCAUAUUCCAAAACAAAUGCGCUUCUACCAAUUUAAGCUGAGCCCUUACUCAGGAAAAGGUAGCCAAAGAGUUUAGCGUACCAGUGCGAUUUCAACAAUUCUGGUUGUGGACACCUACAGACCUUUAAGGCCUUUGACAUCGUUGGAAGUAAAGAAACCUCAACCCGGAGACAAAGCCAUAUGUGGUCUAUUUCUCUGUAUUGCCUCAUGAACAUUCACCUUAUCCCACAUGACUUGCCAUAAAAAAAACUUUGACUUUAGGAGGUACAAUGAUUUUCCAUCGAGAAGAAGCCCGCUGAAGUGUUUCAACUCCACCAACAUUUCUGAGUAUUAAGUACUGAUUUACAUGAAAACAUCUCUGAAGUAACUCCCUUUCAAACCCUAUGAUCUUCCAGCAAAUUACCCAAACUUCUUGUAAUGUUUUGACUCAUUGAAGCUGUGCAAUGCCUCUAGUUGUACAAUUGAGAGAACCUUCAGACAAGAACAGUAAUAGACUAGUGCUAAGGCUUUUUCUUGAAGUAGAACUUGAUUUGGAUUUGCAGCCUGUUGCUCCUCCACAAAAGACUGAAGAGGAUAUCCUUUUAUUCUUUAAACUAUAUGACCCUUGGAAACAAGAGCUGCGGUAUGUAGGAAGGCUUUUUGUAAAACUAGGCGGGAUUCCUUAUGGAAUAUUGACAAAAUUAAAUGAAAUGGCUGGUUUCAAUUCUAAUGAGGAAAUUAAACUUUUUGAGGAGAUAAAGUUUGAACCUUGGAUUAUGUGUGUUCCCAUUGACAAGCAUGCCACAUUCCUUCAUAGUGAGCUUCAAGAUGGGGAUAUCAUCUGCUUUCAGAAAUCACAUGGAAUUGAACAAUGCCACUGUCCAGAUGUUCCAUCAUUCUUUGAGUAUCUGAUCAAACACAAGGGAGACUCUGUUAAAGCUCAGCCUAGUUCGCAUUCUAUCAAUACAGAUGCUCAUUUAACUAAGCUCCCUCCAUCACAUAGUAACAUCGCUCGAGAGCAAUCAACUCAAGUAGACAUUUGUACUCAGGCAGUCACUCGUGUUACUUUAUUGACUAAAUCCUCACCACAGAAUGAACAUGAUGCGGUUGAAGUUAAAAUGACACCCAUCCCAUCUGCCUCCCGUAUAGUUCAUCCACAACACGUCCAACCUCAUCAGGAGCCAAAUGUGGUUGAAGCAGCAAGGAGCUCUUCUUCUCUUGCUUCAUUUGAUGCCUUGUUUGCUGACAUUCAAAGCCUUUUGGAAGUAAAGGCUGUUGAGGCUGGUAGUUCGAGCCGCCUCCAGCGUUCUAUGCUUAGCAUUGAUGAGAUUACAAAUGCACAUAAAAUCGUUAAACAAUGCCUUGAUACGACGCUUGGCAGCUUCAUCCAGUCAGGAAGAACUCGUGAAUUUAAAAAUUCAGUUUCUAUUAUGCUUGCUGUCAAUUCAUUUCCUGAUAGCAAAGUAGAUGAGAUAACAAAGUUUGUGGAUGACUUCAACCAAACUUGUGAACGAUAUGAGGGUGCAGAGCAGGACAUAAGAGAGGCUGAAGAGAAAGUGAGCUCAAUAAUUGAGUUGAAAACCUCACUAAAGCAGUUGUCUUCUAAGUUCCUACAUACUAGGAAUCGAGCUGAGGAAGUCGAACGAGAAAUAACAAAUAUGGAGAGACAGCUGGCUGAAAGGAAGGCGGAGAAGACACAUCUUCAGAGCAAUCUUGAAGAUUUGGCUGAGAAAGCAACUGCAUCAAGACAAGCUUUGAUCACUGCUGGACUGGACGUGACACCAUUAUGGCUCAAAAAAGAGGAGGCGGAGAAGACAGUUGAUGACGUUGAAAAGUCUUGGGAGUCAUUGAAGGAUCAUUGCUUGCUUCUUCAGUGAGUACCCACAUGACAUGAGAAUUGUUAUAUAUCCUCUCUACUUGCUUUCCAUUGUUUUGGCAAAUGUUUUGGUUGAAUAUGACUCUAUUAGAGCUGAUAACUAAUUUUGCCUACGAAUUUUGACAUCA